CGCUGGCGCUGGCGCUGGCUAGGGCAGAGGAGCAAUGCGUCCGCUGGAGCGUCACGACGGCGAUAGCGACAGUGGAGAGGGGGAGAUGUUGCUGUAGGGAGCGACGCCAUAUCGAUCGAUUCUUCUGGCGCGCCAUCGCCAUGGCCGGCAGCAGCACUGGAAUUCUCCGCGGAUUUCCAAGUCGCCGGAAGACGUCAUGCGAUUCCAACUGAUCCUGCGCCUUCGUCACCGAUCCAAGGAUGAGGAGGAAGACGCACGCUCGAUGGAGGAUUGGAGCUUUAGUUGGGAUAGCGGCGCUGGUAGUCUUUCUCGUGUGGCUGAAAUCUCGUGUCGCCUCCUCGAUCCGUCGCCAGGAAGAAGCCGCCGAUCCGUCGGGAUUUCCGGGUUUCUCCGUGGAGAUCAAACCGAAGCUGGCGUUUCUUUUUCUCGCCCGGAAUCGAAUGCCCCUUGACUUCCUGUGGCAGCGCUUCUUCGAGGGUGCCAAAGACCAAGAGUUUAGUGUCUAUAUACACGCGAGGCCAGGGUUUGUGUACAAUAAAGAAACAACUGAUUGCAUUUACUUCUACAAUCGACAGUUGCCAAAUAGCAUUCUGGUCGAAUGGGGUGAAGCAAGCAUGAUAGAGGCGGAGCGUUUAUUGCUUGCCAAGGCUUUCGAAGACAGCAGCAACGAAAGAUUUCUGUUGUUAUCCGAGAGUUGCGUACCCUUGUACAGUUUUACUUUCAUAUACGAGUAUUUGAUGGCUUCACCUAAAAGUUUUGUAGACAGUUUUAGAGACCGAAAGGAAAACAGAUACAACCCCGUGAUGGCUCCAGUCAUCUCAAGAGCAAACUGGAGAAAGGGAUCACAGUGGUUUGUGCUUCUUCGCAACCAUGCGGAGGCAGUAGCCCGUGAUCAGGAAAUCUUUCUCCGUUUUCGCGACCAUUGCAAGAGAGGUGCAUUGCCGGAGUUUUGGAGGGAAUACAGUGUGAGUGCAUACAGGCAGUCAGGAAGGAACUGUGUGCCGGAUGAGCACUACGUCCAAACCGUUCUUUCGAUCAAAGGUUUCGACGACGAACUUGAGCGUCGAUCCUUGACAUAUAGCCUUUGGAAGUACGCUGGUCGGCGGAAGGAGCGUCAAGGAUGGCAUCCAGUCACCUUCUCGGAUGCAUCGAUGAAGCUAGUCCGGGAGAUCCAGGCCAUUGACAACAUCAAAUUCGAGACCGAGGGGCGAGUGGAGUGGUGCAGUGUGGCUGGCGAUCCUCGGCCGUGCUUCUUGUUUGGACGCAAGUUUACCAAAGCCGCUGGGCUGAAGCUCUUAAACAUGACUUUAGCCGAUGAUCCUGACAGCGUGAAUUUAUACCACGAUAAAACGCGGAAGAAGUUACCACUGGUGCAAUCGUCGUGAUGCACGGAAGAAAAGUUAGAAAACAAAAUUCAAUGAAAAUGUAAUUACUGUUGAUCCCUGUCUUAACAACAUGGAAUAUCCUGAGCGAA
Messenger RNA from Selaginella moellendorffii, 1474 nucleotides. RefSeq lists its product as uncharacterized. Gene Ontology annotation, molecular function: glycosyltransferase activity. The transcript has 12 exons. Gene Ontology annotation, cellular component: membrane. The coding region runs from base 240 to 1385 and encodes 381 amino acids. Lineage: Eukaryota; Viridiplantae; Streptophyta; Lycopodiopsida; Selaginellales; Selaginellaceae. The record is from RefSeq and is a predicted model, not a curated record.